This is a messenger RNA of Lucilia cuprina (Australian sheep blowfly), 411 nucleotides long. RefSeq names its product keratin-associated protein 19-2. Bases 1 to 411 code for a protein of 136 amino acids. The record is from RefSeq and is a predicted model, not a curated record. Lineage: Eukaryota; Metazoa; Arthropoda; Insecta; Diptera; Calliphoridae. The transcript is spliced from 2 exons.
AUGGAAUUAAAGGUUUUAAGUUUGUUUUUCUUGCUAACAGCUGACUUUUGUUAUGGUCAGAUCCAAACACAACAACAGCAGCAACAAAGUAGUCGAGCUCAGGGUAGAAGUUUUGGAUUUGGUGGUCCCUAUUUUGGAGGUUAUGGUUCUGCUUACGGACAAAGUAAUUCAUUUUCCAGUUCCGCUUCCUCCUCCUUUAAUCAGGGCUAUGGUGGCUUUGGAGGUUAUGGUGGUUAUCCUGGUUACGGCGGCUAUCCCGGUUAUGGUGGUUAUGGCGGCUUAGGAGGUUAUGGUGGUUACAAUUCGGCUUAUAAUGGCUAUAGUAGUGGUUAUAGCGGCUAUAAUUCUGGUUUUAGAGGUGGUUAUGGCGGCUAUGGUGGUUAUCCUGGUUUUGGUGGUCUCUAUGGUUAA